Molecule: messenger RNA, 4381 nt
Organism: Molossus molossus (Pallas's mastiff bat)
Lineage: Eukaryota; Metazoa; Chordata; Mammalia; Chiroptera; Molossidae
Gene: SLC35E2A
Product: solute carrier family 35 member E2A
Exons: 13
Coding region: 650-1867 (405 amino acids)
Cellular component (GO): Golgi apparatus
Molecular function (GO): antiporter activity
Source: RefSeq, a predicted model, not a curated record
CCGGAAGGCGCCUGGCCCGGCGCGGGCAGGUGCCGUGAUGUCCUGUCUGGGUCGCUCCCUCAGGGCGGGCGGCCGAAGACGCGGGAUGAAACGUGACCACCGUCGCCUCCGGAGAGGAAUCGUUUCUCACUGAGAAACUUGAACCACGUGGGCUAAGAAAGAACUGGCUGUGGGAACACACGAGCUGGAGCCCGGGAGGCAGCUGUGAUUCCGGCCAGGACCUUGGCUGAGCGGCUGUGGCUUCUCAUUGGCUGGGUUGUUGCUAGGUUGUGAGCAGCCCCAGGAGAGGCCCGCUGGGGGAGGCCUGCCACUGACAACCAGCAAAGAACCGAGUGAUGAACACCAACAACCAGGAGAGUGAGCUUAGCAACAGACCUUCCAGCCUUCAGAUGAGCCCCAGCCCCGCUGCCUCGCUGCCCCUGAGCCACAGAACCUGAGAGAUCAUACAUGUGUUUUGUUUCGAGCUGCCAAGAUGUCCUGAGCCCUUGCUGCGACUCCAGAGGACUUGGGCCUGCCUGUCCCCUGGGCUGGACGUGAAGGCCAGCUACACCCCUGCUCUCUGCUGGUGGCGUGCUGCCGACAGGACACAGUGUCUGUCCUUCCACCGAAACCACCGCGGCCGAGAUAAGGACGCGCCGGCGGGGACAUCAUGUCGGCGUCCGCGAAACCCCCGGCCCCUGCGGAGCUGGCCCCGGGCUCCGAGGACGGGCCCCGGGGAAAACUGCCCCUCGGCUGGGGCUCUCUGUUCGGCCACCGAAGCGAGAAGAUUGUUUUCGCCAAGAGCGACAGCCUCCCCGAGGAGAGCGUGCUCACGGUCACCAUCAACGAGACCACCGUCAUCGAGUCCGACCUGGGCGUGUGGAGCUCGCGGGCUCUGGUCUACCUCACGCUCUGGUUCUUCCUCAGCUUCUGCACCCUCUUCCUCAACAAGUACAUCCUGUCCCUGCUGGAGGGCGAGCCCAGCAUGCUGGGUGCGGUGCAGAUGCUGUCCACCACGUGCAUCGGGUGCUUGAAGACAUUCGUCCCCUGCUGCCUGUACCAGCACAAAGCCCGGCCCUCCUACCCACCCAACUUCAUCAUGACCAUGCUGUUCGUGGGCCUCAUGAGGUUUGCGACAGUGGUUUUGGGUCUGGUCAGCCUGAAAAAUGUGGCGGUUUCCUUUGCUGAGACGGUGAAGAGCUCGGCCCCCAUCUUCACUGUGAUUAUGUCCCGGAUGAUCUUGGGGGAGUACACUGGGUUGCUGGUCAACCUGUCCCUUGUCCCCGUCAUGGGAGGCCUGGCCCUGUGCACAGCCACCGAGAUGAGCUUCAACAUCUUGGGGUUUUCAGCUGCACUGUCCACCAACAUCAUGGAUUGUUUGCAAAAUGUUUUUUCAAAAAAGCUCCUCAGCGGGGACAAGUACAGGUUCUCGGCCGCUGAGCUGCAGUUCUACACCAGUGCCUCGGCCGUGGCCAUGCUGGUUCCUGCCUGGGUCUUCUUCAUGGACUUGCCGGUGAUCGGGAGGAGCGGGAAGAACUUCAGUUACACCCAGGACGUCGUGCUGCUGCUGCUGAUGGACGGCAUCCUGUUCCACCUCCAGAGCGUCACGGCAUACGCACUCAUGGGGAGAAUUUCCCCUGUGACCUUCAGUGUUGCCAGCACCGUGAAGCAUGCCCUGUCCAUCUGGCUCAGUAUUAUAGUUUUCGGCAACAGAGUCACCAGCCUGUCGGCCGUGGGCACCAUCCUGGUGAUGGCUGGUGUCCUGCUCUACAACAAAGCCAAGCAGUACCAACAGGACGCCAUGCAGAGCCUGGCUUCGGCCGGCACCCGGACGCCAGAGGAUGGCACGGAGCCGCUGGUCCCCAAGGACCCCAGGCUGCACCACUGAGCUCUGGGGCCUCGACGGUUGCCAGGACCCUGAGGACUGCACACUGUUCUCCUGCCUCAUGGCCCCUGCCCUCUGCUACCUGCACACCCACCCCCCGGCCAGCUGGGUGGGAAAGUGGCAUGUGUGGCCAUUGCUGCCCCUUUCUGGGGUUUUCGGUCAAAACCAGCAGGAACUCGGAUGGGGACCCCAGGCGUUGGCUUCCUGGGGGGCUGCCGCUGAGCCAUUGUCAUGUAAUGUGAAAACCGCCUCCUGCUGCCCAGCCUGACCACAGCAGAGCUUGGGGCCUGCCAGCCGCUGCAUGGCCUUCGCUGGGCAUGCAGGUCCCACCGCAGGAGGCCCUGCCCUGAGUCCUCUGGGUCAAAACCACAGGACAACUGUGAAGCCAGAGCUGGGUCCAGGUGCCAACGUGAGCCACUCCCUGGUCAGUGCUGAUGGACAGAACCUGUCUACCCCACGCCAGCCAUCAGGCCACCGAAGGCACGUCCUGCUCCUCGGCCAUCUGGGGCGACCUCUCUGCCAGAACAGAACCAGGACAAUGCAAGGCCAGGGAGCCCGGUAGAGUGGGGAAGGGACAACGACACAGAAACAAGGGGCCCUGCUGCUGAGGGCUGGGAGUUGGGUGUCCUCUCCCCACCCCGGAGCCCCCACUUGGGGAACAGUCACUCAGGGAAGGGAAGGGCCCCCCUCCCCCCCGCCAAGGGUCCCUCACCUCUGGUGACUUCUGUCUGUGGAGGUUGAGGAUGGACAUCUGCAGUGUUGAACUGUGGGCAGGGAGGUGCCAGUAUUCCCUGCUGUUCAGGACGAGGCGGCACUGCAGGGUCCCUGCAGGGCACCGUCUUCACGCAGUUGGCUCUCCUGAGUGGAGAGCACUGUCGGGUGGGGAGAACCGUCAGGUGUUUACAGUUUUCGUUAUGCUGUUAUUAAGAGGACAGUCUAUAAAAGGAAACAGGCACAGGCGCCGUGGGAUGCGCCAUGCAUCAGGUCGCCGCCCUCCAAACUGCCAGGGGCUCGGCCUGCUGUCCCUCAAGAGCAGGCGGACGGCCACACGGGUCUGUGUGCCCUGAGUUGGGCUGAGACUCCCAACCUAGUAGGGUUUCUGAUGGGGACGUGGUCCACCGCCAGCCAGUCUCUGGGGCUUCUCCUUUGGCCUUUGACCUUUGACCAGCAUCGUAGUGAGCCCUGGGGCUUGUCAGAAGCAGCCCUAAGCGAUGAGCAGGUCUGGCCCCCUCCCCCCUGGCACCUGCCUGUGGGGACUGCGAGAACCACCAGAGACAAGGACCCGAGACUCGUUUCCCUCCCUGCUGUUCAGGUCCUGGGCUCCCACAACCCGAUCCCUGGUUUCCCCGCCGGCUUCUCAAGUGGAAAAUAAUGAAAAGAGCCUCUUCGGAAGAUCAGACCUCUUGGAAACAAAGAGCAAUAAUUAGGUCUCAUUAAGUUCUGCCUACUUGAAAAGUUUGCCGUGAUGAGUUAAAGUGAGGCCUUCUAAACUACAAACCACCUUUUUACGAAGCUGACCUGCGUCUGGAGGACAGUGAGAUGUGUGGGUGCCUGCUUGGCAAGCUCUCCACUGUGAGGAUGCUUCUCGUGGGACUCCCGAGGUUUCUAUUCCCUCUCCUCCUUUUCUGCUUCCCCCCAAAGCAACGGAGGAGGACUCGUGGGAGUUGACCCGGGAGGCGGGAUGUCACAUUGGUCUGUGACGACCAGAGUGAAAGUACUUCUCCCGGGCGCCUGUCCCCGCCCUCGAGAAGGCAGCUGUGGGCUAGCUGCAGACCUGGGCUGUGCACAGAGAAGGGGCACAUCUGUGGCAGGACUUCAGGCAGCCUUUGUCGUCUAAGCGUUUUCAAGUAUUGUCAGGGAUUUCCUGGUCCCACGCCCAUGAUGAGCCCACCCUCCACUCCUCUGUGGCUGUCAGCUGGUUUUGAUUUUCUGAGUUUUUGGACCAGAAACAAAAUGAAGAUUUUCCUAAGUUAUUAUAGUAAAUGAGGCACUUUCCUGCCAAGCUGCUUUUGAGACUCCUCAUCCCCAGCUGUGGCACUGCCCUUGUUCGGGGCUCACAUUCCUUCCCUUGGUCUCAUCUCCACGCCUACAUCUCCCACAUCCCGGGCAUUCCCAGGAUAGCCCUGUGCCGAGAGUCACAACCACAGCCUCGCUUGACUGCUGUCUAAUGACUGUAUAGACAUGGUAUUUUUUUAAUUAACUUCGUCGAGUUUUUAUAGUAUGUUCUCACCAAACCGUCUCAGAUGUGCGUGCACCAGCGAUGCCCUGGGUGUCAUUAUCCACACUGGGUCACUCUUGUGUCUGUGGUUGUGCCUUUGUAAACAAACACUUGAGCCAGGUUCAAGGCAGGUCAUCUGUUCACAUCCAACAAUACUUAGAUACUCAGACAUGGUUUUCAAAACUUACACUACUGAAUGGCAUAAAAAGCUUCUUGUUUUUACUUUUUAUUCAUUUAUGUUUUUUGGCAGUCCUCACCACAGGAUAUUUUUCCAUUGAUUUUUUUUUAGAUAGCACAGG